Anolis carolinensis (green anole) is the source of this 3695-nucleotide messenger RNA. RefSeq names its product dihydrouridine synthase 1 like (gene dus1l). The transcript has 14 exons. Bases 157 to 1614 code for a protein of 485 amino acids. Gene Ontology annotation, molecular function: flavin adenine dinucleotide binding; tRNA dihydrouridine synthase activity. Gene Ontology annotation, biological process: tRNA processing. The record is from RefSeq and is a predicted model, not a curated record. NCBI's taxonomy places the organism in Eukaryota, Metazoa, Chordata, Lepidosauria, Squamata, Anolidae.
AGCGGCCUCCUUCGCCCGCGCCCUCGUUUCCAGGGGGCCUGGUUUGGUGCGACACCGCCGCAGCCUCCUCGCCGGCCGGAGUGGGAUGGCGGAGGCGCCGGCGGGCUCUCGACGCAGCGCCCUGCCGGGGGCGGCCUAGGCGCCAGUCACAGGAAGAUGACCAAACUUAAGGGAUUUGAGUUCUGGAAAAACACACUGAAAAGUGCCCGUUUUGUGGUUGCUCCCAUGGUGGAUCAGAGUGAGUUGGCUUGGAGACUGUUAAGCCGCCGCCAUGGGGCCCAGUUGUGUUACACCCCUAUGCUGCAUGCCCAGGUCUUUGUCAGAGAUGCCAAUUACCGUAAGGAAAACCUAUAUUGUGAUGUGUGUCCAGAAGAUAGACCUUUGAUUGUGCAGUUUUGUGCCAAUGACCCAGAAAUAUUUGUUCAGGCCGCCUUGCUGGCUCAGGAUUAUUGUGAUGCUGUUGACCUGAAUUUGGGGUGUCCUCAGAUGAUUGCAAAGAGAGGUCACUAUGGAGCAUUCCUACAGGAAGAAUGGGACCUUCUUCGGAGAAUGAUUAUGUUGGCUAACGAGAAGCUCUCUGUUCCUAUCACAUGCAAAAUCCGUGUUUUCCCAGAAAUUGCCAAGACUGUGAAAUAUGCCCAGUUGCUGGAAGAGGCUGGUUGUCAACUCCUGACUGUCCAUGGUCGCACUAAAGAACAGAAGGGGCCUCUUGCGGGUGUGGCCUCCUGGGAGCACAUACAGGCAGUGAGAAAGGCUGUGAACAUCCCUGUUUUUGCAAAUGGAAAUGUACAGUACCUGAAUGAUGUGGAAAAAUGUAUUCAGAAGACAGGAGUUCAAGGUGUCAUGAGUGCAGAGGGCAAUCUUCACAAUCCAGCUUUGUUUGAAGGAAGAAACCCUGUAGUUUGGGAAAUGGCUGAGGAAUACUUGGAAAUAGUACAGCAGUACCCUUGCCCUCUGUCCUAUGUCAGGGCUCAUCUCUUUAAGCUUUGGCAUCAUACGCUGCAAGUUCAUCAUCGGCUGCGUGAUGAAUUAGCAAAAGUGAAGUCACUGGAUGGACUUAUAGCUGUUAACCAAGAACUGAAGUUACAUUGCCAGAAAGAAAUAGCACAAUUGAAGGAAGGCGAGAAUCCACAAGGAGGAUUGCCAUUCUUCCAUUGGAUUUGUCAGCCAUAUCUCCGACCAGGGCCCAAAGAGACAUGCAAGGAAAAUGGCGCUAGUAGGAUUGAAGGAAGUACACGGGGAAAGCGAGCUUUGGAAGAUGAGGAAGAUGGGACCUUGGAUUCUCUUUCAAAGAACAAACAAAAGAAGAAAUUAAGAAAUCCUAAUAAAAGCUUUGAUCCAUCUUUAAAACCUAAAUAUGCGAAAUGUGAUCAGUGUGGAAACCCAAAGGGUAACAAGUGUGUAUUUAACUUGUGUCGAGGAUGCUGUAAGAAAAGGGCUUUUAGAGAAACAGCAGAUUGUCCAGGCCAUGGGCUGCUUUUUAAAACCAAAUAUGAAAAAAGUCUUUUGUGGAAAAGUGGGCAAUCCAGCCUGGAAAAGAUUGAAGUGAAAACACAGGAAGCUGAGGUAGAGGAGGCUCUGUUGCUAAAAGAAGCUAUUGAUGGUGUUGCAUGAGGCCUUGGUACAUCCUCCUGGAUUUGCGAACUGGCUUCCGUCUCCCCUUCUGGGCCAAAGAAAUCCCUGCUUCCAGAACACAAGAACGUGACGCCACAGAUCAAAUGUGAGAGGUUUUAUUAAGGAAAAAUUUCUUUUCUCAGGGAAAUGUCCUGUAGUGGAAAUAAAAAAGGAUGCAAAGAAAGCUUUUUCACAAUGUGUUUAAAAGAUGUCAAAAGACUGAGCAAGAAACAUCAGCCUCAAUAUGCUGCAAUGGGGACAAAUUAAAGAUAGCACCUGCCUGUUUAAAAUUUUGUGUGUGGUUUAAAAUUGAUGAUUCUUUUAUAUAAGAACAGGGGUUUUUGGAAUAUAAUAAAGGGAGCAUUCAAGAUGUAGGGCAACACAAGUGAGGAGUUCAGUUGAGGUCAGCAUUCCAGAGCAGGCUGGAUGAUCGCUGCUCAGAGUAAACAGUCAUGCUCUAAUCAUGAACAAAAAUAAGUCAUGUGAUUUUUCUGACAUAAACAAUUGUAAUUCCCCAACCCUGAGGAACUAACAGAAAGCAAGAAAUAAUUGAGCAAAAAACCUACAGAAUUAGGCAAAGCAUAACUGGAAAAUGUGAAAUUGUUAGCUUUUUAGCACUGUGUAAUUAAUAACAUAGUCAUGAAUUAAGUGAAAAUACAAUUUAGUCACUUUAGUUGAAAAAACUGUGUUAGAAAUUCUCCAAUUUAGGGAGGCAAACCGGCCUUGAUGCAGAAGUGUUGGCCUGCCUCCUUGCCGCGUCUGACCCGUUCCCUGCAGAACCUGUCAGGAGCUGCCAAUCCUACCACUUUCCUGUCAUCUUCCUUGAGGGAUGGGUCCAUUCCACUUCUGUGGUGUCAUGAGGUGGGAUUCCCCUCUACUACCUUGCCCCUUGCUUUCUUGAGCUCUUUAUUUUAUAAUUUUUAAUAAUAUUUGCAUUUUAAAAAAUUAACCAUUGCUGGAACUUGUUUAAAAAAUAAUUUAAAAAUGACAGAGCAGCAGAAAUGUUAUGAGGCUAUGUGGAGGUGCGGUUAUGGGACCAAGCAUUUACAAACUAGCUCAAUUCCACAAAUGGAGACAGGUGUGAUAACAAGGGUACUCAUGCCGGUAUGUAUCUGGUGCCAGUGAUCAUACAACUGCCGUGGAAUAGCAGCUUUGUGCUAUAAAGUCUUCAAUUGAUUUUAACUGAUUAAUUCUUUUUAGUGUAUUUUCCUGAGAUAAAUAGUUCAGUUCUAAACCAGAUAUCCAAAAAGGUCUUACGCUGCUUAUGUUUUCAUAAGUAUGUUGAGAGAACUGCAGAUGUGCAACCCCUUUCUAUACAGAAAAGGAGAUCCUCCAGGCUGUGGACCAAACACAGCCUUUGCUACCUCAUUCUCUUCUGUUGUGCCCUUCACUCUGCUUGGAGGUAAACUGUAUGAGUAUAAAAAGAUAUAAAGCAACCUCCAGCAUCCUUUUUGAGACUGAAAGAAAUGUGUAAAAUUAACUUUUGUGGAUUGCAUCACAUGCAUCUCAUGAAACAGACUGGGUUCUUUCUCUCACUCUCAAAGAUGCUGAAGGAUUCCUGCUUUGAAAGUAAGCAACCUUAUUUACUGUCUUGGCCUGUUCUCCAAUGACAAAGCAGAGUGUUAAAUCAUUACGUAAGUUGGGGGAAGAACAAUGGCUGGAUGCAAUUUUUAAUCAUGUUGAUCAUGUACAUCUGUAAUUCAACUGUUUUGGUGUUCGCCACACCUGCUACUGAAGUGGAGACAUUGAUAGGUUUCAGUUGAAACGAGGCUCUUUAAAAUGUCUCACUCAUGUGAUACAUGUUUAUUCAGGAGUAUGCUCAUUGUAUUUUAAUACGACGAUCUGCAGACUGCUGGCAUACGCCCUGAUCAGGCUCAUGACCGGGUGAAAUGGCGCCGACAAACCAGUAAAGCGGCCCCCGCCAUCAAGCAGGACAAAUGCUGAAGAAGAUGCCCAUUGUGUUUUAAAAUAAUGACAAAGAAAAAUCAGUUUUGAAAGGUUCUUCAGAUGGAGAAAUGGUGCUGUAGAAGAUGUGCAAAAUAUGUUUUAGGAAAAAUACUGUAUAAAACCAGUCACUUUCA